CAGGUUCGAGUUCAGUAGCCGAGCCUUGUGACUAUUGUUGUUGGUCUUUCCUGCUUGAGAGUUGGCAUGGUUUUCGUAGCGCAUUAGUUCAGCCUUAGCGAUUAGCAGUUCCGCUGAUUGGCGCUUUGAUUUAUUCCGCCUUGCGCUUGAGUUUGUUUUCAUGAGCUUUAAUUCUAGCGAGGGCGCGUGUCUGAAAACACCAGGGUUCUUUGUCGUGUCUCGGUUUAUGCCUGGUCACUAUGUUUGAGUCGACUCCAAAAUCGACUCAUUACACACGGAUUAUGCCUGGUCACUAUGUUUCAUAUCGCGACCCUUCGACUACCAACCCUCGUUCAGUUGACCUUAGCUAGCACGGUAACCGUAGGCUAACACGCUGACCCACAGGCUGACACACGCCAACCCACAGGCUGACACACGCUAACCCGCAGGCUGGCACACGCUAACCACAGGCUGACACACGGUAACCCACAGGCUGACACACGCUAGCCACAGGCUGGCACACGCUAAUCUUUCUACGACGCAAUGACGGCGAGUGCCGACAGCGCAGGAGUUGGAGGUCAGCUGCAGGUGUCGGUGGUCCAGGGCCGACACGUCAGACAGCCAGGCGAGGACGCUGACUCGCCACGUGGCACCAUCGUGUCCGUCCAGCUCGGCGGUCAUCAGAUCCGAACGAAGCCCAAGGCGGGUGCGUCGCCCAAGUGGCUACAGGACUUCAAGCUCCCCGUGGAGUCGACCCUGCUCUUCUGGUGCCAGCAGCACGAGUCCACGAAGCAGCAUGUCACUCAUAAGGAGCCGGAGACUGGGAAUAAAAAGGAGCCAGAGACGAAGGAACAGCAUGAGAAUAAAAAGGAGCCGGAGAAUGGGAAGCAGCCUGUGGAUCACGACCACACAGGCAACGGACCAUCUCUCCUGAUAGAGCUCCUCUUAGCAGACGAAGCUGCUCCCACCCAAUCUCAAUCCGCCAUGUCAGCGUCUGGCUCGGCAUCCGGCCAGUGCCUCGGCCGAGCCUGCGUGCCGCUGGCAGGGCUGCUGGGGGGGGCGACGGUGGUGCGGUGGUACCAGGUGGCGGACAACGAGGGCUGCCUCGUGGGGGAGAUCUGUGUCGUCUCGCGCUUCCUCCGCCCCUCCGCCUCUGGCUCCUCCUGCUCCUCUGGAGCAAGAACGCCCGUAGGCAGUGGCGCCCGGACCCCUGGAGGCUCAAAUCUAGCACCCCCACUCAAGGAGGUGAAAUACCCCUCAACCCCUCCUGCUGCUGCUACUGCUCAUGCUGCUGCUGCCACCACUGGUGCUGCUGCCACCACUGCGGCUUCAUAUGUUCCGGAUGCUGGCUCUGAUGCAAAGAAGAGAGGGGAGGUACGGGUGCCUGACAGUGGUGUGGGGGAAGUCAGACAUGGGAGGGACGCUGCUCCCAUUGACGCAACAACAGGAGGAGAAGCAACAGCAGCGGGGCGAGGAGGAAGAGGAGGACAGGCUGUAGAGGUACGAGCAGGGGGGGCGGCGGCAGGAGAAGCAGCAAGUGGAGGCGAAGGUCGGUCAGGAGAAGGGGGAGGAGGAGCAGCAGCAGGAGAAGCAGGGGGGGAAGGAUACAUGAAAGGAGAGGCAUCUCACAGCCAACGGCCGGCACCUCCUCCCUCCUCGUCCGCAGUCCCUGCUAGCUCAGCAGCCCGCAGCAGUGUGGGCAACACGUUAGCAGCAGCAGCAAAAGCAGCAGGGGCUCGAGGCAUUUCUCACGGCCGUUCCCACCAGCAGCAGCAGCAGCAGCAGUCGCCACACAGCAGCAGGAAGGGAGGGAGGGCACGGAGACGGAGGGCAGGGGCGCGGGGGGGGAAGGGGCAGGGGGGAGGGGAGGGGGGAGGUGUGUGGAGCGCGGGGCAGGUGCUGCUGGGCGUGGCAGGGGCGCUGUUUGGCGUGGCGGUGCUGUCAAUGGUGGUCAGGAGGAGACAGAGGAGACUAGCACUGCUGCAUGAGGUCCAAAAGGGAGAGACCAUGUGCUCCAUUGCGUCUCGCUAUUGCGUGAAUCCCGAUAAAAUUAUAGAUGCGAAUGUGGCUGAGGGGAUUGACGAUCCAGACGUUAUAUACCCUGGUGAUGUGAUUCUCAUUCCUCCGACUUAGCUGGAGGUGCAAUGGGGUUGGAGUGGGCUGGAUUACGUUGGUACCAAUCCAAGGCCGUUUUUCUCAACGUUCUACUUCUACUGCCUCUCAUCGGGUUUGAUAGGGUAGGGUGCAAUCUACAUCUCCUAAUAAUGUUUUCAAGGGUGAGGGUGCCUGCCAUGGGUUGUAGUACCGGUACUAUGUUAAGGUCGGGAGUUUAGUCCAGUAGUCG
Molecule: messenger RNA, 2323 nt
Organism: Closterium sp. NIES-67
Lineage: Eukaryota; Viridiplantae; Streptophyta; Zygnematophyceae; Desmidiales; Closteriaceae
Source: the annotation of a GenBank genome assembly